CUCAGAUCAGAAGCUACCUACCUGACCAACCAAGAAAGAAGAGCAGCGGAGCCGUGUUUAAUCAGCCGUGAGCUCCCGUGCGCAUCAUCUCAUCAAGGUCGACCGAUGGCGUUUCUGGGAGGAUCGUUGGGCGUGACAAGGAGCAUCGGCAGCCGGAGAAUGAUGGAGGGGAAGAGCCACGGCCGGUCGGGGUCGUGGCCGCAGGCGCCGGCGCCUGUGAGGCAGCUGUUUUGGAGGCUGAGGCGCGCUGUGCUGAGGCCGAAGCACCGCCCCGUGAGCUUCGGGUACGACCUCAAGAGCUACUCCCAGAACUUCGACGAUGGCUUCGUCCCUGCCCACCGCCUCUAGCUAGCCACACCCGCAGGCCGCAGGGUCUUCUUCUUCUCAAUUUUACUUGCCGCCCGGCCGAACCAUGGCUCGAGGCUGGACCUUGUGAUUUGCUCCUCCUUAGCUCAGCUAGUAUUAGACAGUACUGUUCAUACACAAGUUGCUUAGUGUUGAAAGUCUGAAACUGCCAAUGAAAUGACACAUUGUGUCUAUUCUAAUGUGCUUCCUUCCAUGUAGUCUGCAAGCCCUCCCUUGCCACAAUGGAAUGAGAUUUUAGCUACUCUCUCUGUAAAGAAAUAUGAAAGUAUUUAGAUCACUAAAUACGGAGGGAGUCUUUCUGUUUAUGUCGCGCACUACAAUACACUG
This is a messenger RNA of Triticum dicoccoides, 693 nucleotides long. RefSeq lists its product as uncharacterized. Bases 106 to 348 code for a protein of 80 amino acids. The record is from RefSeq and is a predicted model, not a curated record. NCBI's taxonomy places the organism in Eukaryota, Viridiplantae, Streptophyta, Magnoliopsida, Poales, Poaceae. The transcript has a single exon.